Messenger RNA from Aspergillus novofumigatus IBT 16806, 570 nucleotides. Its product is annotated as guided entry of tail-anchored proteins factor 1. The transcript has 4 exons. Gene Ontology annotation, biological process: tail-anchored membrane protein insertion into ER membrane. Gene Ontology annotation, cellular component: GET complex. Bases 1 to 570 code for a protein of 189 amino acids. Lineage: Eukaryota; Fungi; Ascomycota; Eurotiomycetes; Eurotiales; Aspergillaceae. The record is from RefSeq and is a predicted model, not a curated record.
AUGCUAUCGCUCAUUCUGACGAUAUUCUUUGUCCACGUCGCCAUAUAUCUGGUGAAUACUGUCGGCGCAACCACAAUUGAUACUCUGCUAUGGAUUCUAUACCUCAAGCUCCCUACAUCGACGUCGAAGAAUGCCCGCGAGCAGAGCCGACUGAAGCGCGAAGUCGUCCAGCUCAAGCGCGAGAUGAACAACACGAGCUCGCAAGAUGAGUUUGCCAAGUGGGCUAAGCUGAGAAGGAAGCAUGACAAAGCUAUGGAUGAAUAUGAGGCAAUGAACAAGAAACUCACGGCUCAGAAAACCUCGUUCGACUGGAGCGUCAAGAUCGCUCGGUGGCUCAGCACCAACGGUCUCAAGAUCUUCCUUCAGUUUUACUACUCUAAGACUCCUGUCUUUGCGCUUCCGGCAGGCUGGUUUCCCUCCUACGUUGAAUGGGUUCUCGUCCAAGUUUGGAAUAGUGUCUGCGCGACAGCGAUUGCCGUCACGGCAGAGAUUGUUACUUCUAUGUUGCUGCAGUUGAGAAGCCGGACUGCAACCCCGGCUUCAACAGCGAAGGCUCAAAAGGCACAAUGA